AUGGAAGAGAUUAUAUCUGCACUUAUAAGAGAAGGACGAUACCAGGGGAUAGGGCAGUGUAUUACCCGUGAGUAUAGAAUGGUGUGUCAUGCGGUGAAAGGAGACAUAAGCAAAGAUUUUGUGGAGGGUUCCAGAGCCGUAAUCAUAGACAAAGAUAGGAACCCAAAGUGGGUGCCACGGCGGCUGGAGGAAAUGAAGGAUACCAUGGUAGACAAGUACUUCAAGAGAAUGGUUGAAGAGGAUGGAUGGGAGGAUCUAAAGCUUCCACCAAGAAAAAACUUGCCUGCUUCAAUAAUCGCAAAGCUGUGAACUGGAGAAGGUUGUGAAGCUGAUGUGUGAUCGUUCGUUGGUUGGAGCUCAAAGUUCAUUGGUUGUCACGCAACCAUUUCCAUAUUUUUAGGGACUUGUCUCUCCAUUCUCUC
Eruca vesicaria subsp. sativa (arugula) is the source of this 422-nucleotide messenger RNA. The record is from the annotation of a GenBank genome assembly. NCBI's taxonomy places the organism in Eukaryota, Viridiplantae, Streptophyta, Magnoliopsida, Brassicales, Brassicaceae.